AGCCUCACGGGGCUCGCUGUUUCUUUCUUUAAACCAGCUAGCUGUAUUUUUAUUGUAUACGUGGAAAUAAUGCGUAGUUUCUGCACGCGGAGAUUUCGAUAUCGCUGUAAGCUAGAUGUAAAUCACAGUCUAUAGCGGGGGUGUCAAACAUAGGGCACGGGGGCCAAAAUCUGACGGCAAAGACUCCGAUGUCAUACCAAAAAGUGAUUUUUGCUAUUUACAUGUUUGUUAUUUGUUUUGUUUUUUCGUUGUUUAAAUAUUGUUUAUACAGCUAAACAGGUAUUGUGAUAUAUGAAAUAAAGAGGUGGCCAGUUUUUGCAAGCAUCAUUAUGACUCUGCUUUAUUGUCCCCACUCCGUGUUUGACAUUGUUAUCAGCCCAGUCUAUUUUAUUUCUUAAAAUAUCUCUACAGAACUUUUAUGUUUUGCCGCCAGCUUGUCCAAGUCUCUCUUGAGACUGUUUACCUGGAUAAAUAAAGAUGUAUAAAAGUCACAACAGGCAACAACUGAUUGCAGCUUCUGAAUUUUUAAUCUCAUUGUGUCUUGACAUCAUUUAUGUUUAACAGAUUAUCAACAAAUCGUAUACAAAAGUUUUUUUGUAUAAGUUUUACAGCUUUUCCUGCUGAUAAAGACCUUUCCCCCUUGGCUGUUCAUUAUGGCGCCAUUAAUAAAAAUAAUACUAAUAAUAAUUAUAAUGACAAAUAAUAAGUUAAAAAGUUCUAGUUAAACAAUUAAAUGACAGCAAAAUUCCUGUUUUUUCUCUCUCUACAGCAGGAUUUCAUUGUCAUGUAGAAAACCUGAGAUGUACUGUUGGAAUUGCACUUCUUUUCCUCAAUUUAUUUCAGGAAUUAAAUGCGUAGUUAAACUUUGUUACACUAAAAAAAAAAGGGCGAUAAACCCUUAAUUCUGAUUUAUACAGGCUGAUAGACUACUUCAGUCAUUUUGGCUGUAAAACUAAAAAAAAAUAUCACUGAGGAGUUACUAUAAUGUGAAGUGCACAUGGUAAAAUCUAUGCAGCGCUGAUUUCACCAUGUGCUGAUCAGGCAGCAGUGCCUUGCGACUGUCUUGUGUUACAAUGACACACCGAAUGUCCCCGUAAAGCUCGUCUUUUUUCUGAAAUGGUUUGAAUUUUGUCUGUAGCAUGAAGGGUAAUAAGGUUAAAGAGAGCAUGUAAAGAAAAGGUUAAGAUGUGAGCCAUGAUGUAAAAUUAGUUUGGCAUCAUUGACCUAUUGUGUGUGUGAAUGUGUGUGUGAAUGGGUGGAUGACUGGAUAUGUAAAGCCCUUAGGGACUAGUAAAGCUCUAUAUAAAUACAGGCCAUUUACCAUUUAUUAGUCUUAGUGUUAGCCUAAAGUUUUGGCCUUCUUAUAUAUAAAUAAUGAUGCUUGUUUACUUCAUUUGAACCCUUGUUAUACUAAUAGGCUGCUGUACAGCUCAGUCUGUAUAUGAUCUUCAUCGAUUCUGCAGAACGAGGCAGAAAGUGUUUUCUGUACCCAACAUAUAUUUUUUUUCUGCAUUUGCUCUCUUACCUUCUGUUAAUUAGAAACAUAGGUGAGCUGUGAUUAAUGUUUAAUAUUUAAUUACCAAGAAGCGUUUCAGUUGAAAUGUAGAAGUAUUUGCAAUGAAAAUGUUUCACAGCAGCUAAAUCUAUUCAUGCGUGGUUAUUCUGGCCGUAUCCUGCAUGUUGUCUGUUUUCUACUAAGCUGGUUUGUAGCUGACUUUGGUCUAGACACGCAUUAUCAUAAAUCUUGGCAGUCUGCGGGCCCACCCAGUCAUUCUAACAGCAAACAUGUUUACUUAGGGUGGUUAACAUAUUGCAGGAUGAAUCAGUGCCAAGAAACUGGUCAAACGGAGACCCAGGAGGAGGUGACGGAACUGGUGUGUCAGGAGGCUGAUCUCAAAGAUGGACAAAUGAAAGAAGUAACUGUGGGGGAUCAGAAGGUGCUGCUAGUCCGCAGCGAGGGUCAGUACAGCGCGGUUGGAGGCAGGUGCUCUCAUUACGGUGCACCUCUGAUCAAGGGGACACUGGUUGGUGACAGAGUGAGAUGUCCUUUUCAUGGUGCGUGCUUCAAUGUCAGGAAUGGAGAUAUUGAGGAUUAUCCAGGUCUGGACAGUCUGCCCUGCUACAAGGUCAAAGUUGAAGACGGCAAGGUGUACGUUUCAAUCAACAAAAAAUCUCUGACCGUAACCAAACGGGUGAAAGAGAUGUGCAGUGUGGUGCCGGACGUCAAACAUACUAUUCUGCUCAUAGGAGGAGGCCCCGCCUCUCUGGUCUGCACUGAGACGCUUCGGCAAAAUUGCUACCAGGGUCGCAUCAUCAUCAUAACUAAAGACUCCGUGCCUCCAUUUGAUAAACCCAAACUGAGCAAGGCUCUGAAUGUGGAGAGCAGCAGCAUCCUUCUCCGGCCAGAUGACUUUUAUCAACGAUACGGGAUGGAGAUGUGGACAAAGAAAGAGGUGGUGUCAGUAAAUCCAGCCAAGAAGGAAGUGAAAAUGAGUGAUGGCACUCUGCAGCGUUACGACCAGCUCCUCAUCGCAACAGGCUGCAGGGCACGGCCGCUCACCUGUCCUGGUUCAGACCUGGAAGGAGUAAAGUUACUGCAGAGUUACGAAGACGCCAAAGACAUUUACAGCUCCAGCCUUGGCCAGAAAGUAGUUGUUACCGGAGCGUCUUUCAUAGGUAUGGAGGUGGCGUCCUACUUUUCAGACAAAGCUGCCAGUGUGGCUAUGGUUGGCACUACUCAAUACCCGUUUGAGCGCACUCUGGGGUCAGAGAUCGGCCAGCUGAGUAUGCAAAUGUUGGAAGAAAAAAAUGUGAAGUUCCACAUGAACGAUCGAGUCACCGAGAUCAGAGGAGAGAAUGGGAAGGUGAAGCAGGUGGUGUUGAAGAGUGGUGUAGUCCUGGAGGCUGAUGUUGUGAUUGCUGGCAUUGGUGUAAUCCCCAAUUCAGACUUACUGGCAGGAAGCGAGGUGGAAGUGGAUUCAAGGAAAGCUGUGAUUGUUGACAAGUUCAUGAGGACCAACGUACCAGAUAUUUUUGCCGCUGGAGAUGUUACCUCUUUCCCUCUGACCAUUCGAGGCGACCAGAGGGUCAGCAUUGGUCACUGGCAAAUGUCACACGCUCACGGAAGAGUAGCAGCUCUGAAUAUGCUGAAGAAAUCCACAAAAAUCGAGUCUGUUCCUUUCUUCUGGACUGUUUUGCUUGGGAAGAGUAUCCGAUACGCCGGCUAUGGGGAAGGAUACACAGAAAUUAUAUUCAAAGGCAAAAUGGAAGAAAGGAAAUUUCUGGCUUUCUACAUAAAGGAUGAUGUGGUGGUGGCAGCGGCCAGCCUGAUGUUCGAUCCUGCCGUGGCUCGCAUCGCAGAGCUGAUGGCUAGAGGCCAAAUCUUAACAAAAGCACAGGCUCAAGCUGAAGACCUGAGCUGGCUGCAGAUAUAACCAGGAUUUACGCCUCUCAGCGAUGAGUGAUGUCAUCUCUUGCUUUGGUUUUCUCUCCUUCUGUCUGACAUGACAUCAAUUAAUCCACUUUCUGCCUCAGGCUGCCUGGAAACCAGCCAGCCUCUCUUAUCUGCUCUUAUUAAAGAGCCCUGUUACUAUAGUAGCAGUCACAGCUUUAUUGAAUUCUCUCUUUGUGCACACUGAUCUCUUUAAUUAGUUUAUUUUUAUGUUUUUCUGGUUGCUUUACUAAAGGUGUGAUGUCUUAGGAAAGUACAGUCUGUAGUUAAGGUUAGCAGGCAACAUUAAAUUGUGACAAGAAAAAUCCCCCACACAUCUACUCCACCAGCAGCCUGAAUCCCUGGGACAAGACAUGAGGGAUCUGCGCUUUCAUGUUGUUUACGCUAAAUUCUGACCCAUCUAAACCUCGCAACAGAAAUCAUCAGACCAGGCAACAUUUUACAUUCUCUUGUCCAUUUUUGAUGAGCCGUGUAAACUGAAGCUUCAGUUUCCUUUUCUCAGCUGACAGGAGUGCCACCCAGUGUGGUCCUCUGCUGCUGUAGCCCAUCUGCAUCAGGGUUUGAGAUACUGUGCUCCCAGAGAUGCUUUUCUAGAUAUCUUGAUUGUAACCAAUGGUUAUUUGUUACUGUUACCUUCAGCUUCAGAUUGAAGCUGUCUGGUCAUUCUCUUCCAACAUGAACGAGGCAUUUUUACGCUGAGUACUCACUGGAUAUGUUCUCUUUUUUUAGACCGUUCUCUGUAAACCCUCGAGAUUUCUAUGUGGGAAAAUCCCAGCAGAUCAGCAGCUUCUGAAAUACUCAGACCAGCCAGUUUGGCACCAACAAUCUCAUCACAUUCAAAGUCACUUAAAGCAGCUUUCUUUCACAUUCAGACACUAAGUUUGAACAUCAAGAGAUAACCAGCUGCUGUGAUGUGAUUGGAUGAUUCAAUAUUUGUACAGUUGAGCAGGUGUACCUAACAAAGUGGCCACUGAGUGCAUUUAGAUGUUUUUAUGAGCUGAAAAUGUUAAGACUUUAUCAAAUUUCUCAGUUACUUAAAUGUCUUUCAUUUCAUACUAUACACUCAAAACUUCUUAAACACACACGUCACUACACUUCACAUGAGAAUACAACAUUUACAUUUACAAAACACUUUAAAAUACUGCCCAUGAAAGAUAAAUAAGAUAAAAAGUUUGUUUUUGACCUCUUUUCUUUAUGUGUACUGUAGUGCCUUAAUACAUUAUACAACAGAGUUGUAGCUCAUGUAUUCCUUAUGAUAUGAGAAAGUGUGCGGCAUCUUUAAACAUGUUUUAGUUCCUUAAAAUAAACAACUCCUUUAUGGUGGUAAAGAUGUUAAACAUGUGCGACACUUUUCUGUUUCAACAGCCCUGAAUGUUUACGUCAUUUCGUAUUUAACACUGUCAGCAGCUGCUCGUCAUGCAUCCACUUCAGUACCUGAAUGUUGCUGUUUAAAUCCCCUAUAAUGCAGUCGUUUUAUUAUGCUGUUGUAAAAUUCCAUGUCAAAUAUUAAACACUGGUUAUUAUGUCAUUAA
Molecule: messenger RNA, 4983 nt
Organism: Haplochromis burtoni (Burton's mouthbrooder)
Lineage: Eukaryota; Metazoa; Chordata; Actinopteri; Cichliformes; Cichlidae
Gene: aifm4
Product: apoptosis inducing factor mitochondria associated 4
Exons: 18
Coding region: 1650-3434 (594 amino acids)
Cellular component (GO): cytoplasm
Molecular function (GO): 2 iron, 2 sulfur cluster binding; oxidoreductase activity, acting on NAD(P)H; flavin adenine dinucleotide binding
Source: RefSeq, a predicted model, not a curated record